Messenger RNA from Rubroshorea leprosula, 2620 nucleotides. The record is from the annotation of a GenBank genome assembly. NCBI's taxonomy places the organism in Eukaryota, Viridiplantae, Streptophyta, Magnoliopsida, Malvales, Dipterocarpaceae.
GCGAAGGAAGGUUCCUCCUAAAUGGAUCCAAAGGAUCAGUGAUGGCCCAAAGCCAAACAGCUGCAGGAAAAGACGGAUUGUCCUAUUUAGUUCACUAGCUUUAAAUUGCAAAUCUUACUCUUUGCAUAAAGUAAAUCCUUGAUUUUACCUAUCAAGCUGAUGGAAUUGGAAGGGAAUAUAGCAGAUGUUGAAAAAAAAGUGGCAAAGAUCUUAAAGCUUAUCAAGAAUAAGGACAAGUUCAAGAAAGAUGGUUUCCCAAGAGAGCUGAAGAAAGAAACAGAACUUGUUCGACUUGUUGAGGAUUUUCACAAACAAUACCAGUCACUCUUUGCACUAUAUGGUAACCUUAAAGCAGAAUCAGAGAAGAAAGCUCGUGGCAGGAAAGGGAAGGAGAGGUUUUCUACGUCAACCUCCAGCUCAGAGUCAGAAUAUUAUUCCUCAGAGGACACUGAAAAUAAUAGAAGCUGCUUGAAAAGUGAGCGUCUGAAAGCAGCACUAAGUAAAAUACACGAUGCAGAAACCACAAACAAAAAAUUGAGGAAUGAAGUGGAUGAACAAGCAAAAGAACUUGCAUCCCUUGUUAAGACAAGUGAGGUUCCGGAGAAUCAAGAAUCAGGACAAAGAACAGAUUUAGAGGACCAGUUAACUAGCUUGAAAAAUGAGCUGGAAUCAUUGUACUGCCAGAAAAGAGAUCUGGAAGCACAGCUUGUUUUCAAAGCAGCUGAAGCUAAACAGCUAGGUGAAAAAAAUAAAGUGAUGGAGGCCCAGGUUCUGGAACUUCAACUGAUGGCAAAAAGGGGAGAUGGAUGUACUGAUCUCCUGAAUGAACCUGGAGACAAUAAGGAUAAUUUGUCAUUCAAAGUUGUUGAGUUGAUGGAACAGGUCAGCAUUCUGCAAUCAGAGGUAGAUUCUUUACGUGCUGAGAAAAGUAUGUUUGAAGAAACUCUGAUAUGCAGAGGAGAUGAAACAUUAAAGCAAUAUUUAGAGUCCAUGCAUAACAAACAAGCAGAAUUAGAAGUUCUGUUGGAGAAGAGAACCAAAGAAAUGUCCCAAUACCUGUUUCAGAUUAAAACUCUAAAAGAGGACUUAGCAAGAAAGACGACACUCGAGCAGAAAAUGUUGGAGAAAGAAGGCUUGUUGGUGCAGGUAAUGGACCUUGAACUGGAAGUGGAGACUUUUUGCAAGCAGAAAAAUGAUGUGGAAGAACAGAUGAGAAGUAAAAUAUGUGAAACCAGUCAACUGAAAGAUGACAAGGAAGAUCUGCAGGAUAAGAUUCUAGAAUUGGAGGGAUUAUCUCAAGAAGAAGGGAAUCAACCUUCCAAUCAAAAGAAUUGUCAAGCUGGGGACGAAGCCUCUGUUCAGAUUGUGACCUUAAAAGCACAUGCUGACUAUCUACAGCAGGAGUUGGAUUCCUUGAAGACCCGGAAUCAUCAGUUGGAGUUGCAUCUAGAGGGAGAAAGACAAGAACAUUCACAAAGACUGUCUCAGAUGGAAGAUCAAAACAUGACGUUGACUAGCAAGAUUGCUGAGCAGCAGAGAAUCUUGAAUGAACAGGAAAAGACCAUCAAUAAAUUCUUGGAGGAUUCUAAACAGGUCAAACGAUGGUCAUGGUCAACAGGGACCUCCAAUUCCAAAGUAAAUCACCAUGUCCUAGAAAGGAAGAUGGAAGUUUUGGCAGAAGAGUUCCGAAAGAAACUGGAAGAUAAUAUCCGCUUGUUGCACCAGAGGAUCAGAGUAGCAGAAAAAAUGCAUUAUGAAAACAAAGAGAACUUUAGGAAGACAACAGAAAAGUUUGAGCAAGAAAAUGAAGCACUUAAAGAAAGGCUUGCAAUUUAUGAAGCCGAAUCCAAGAAGUUGAGGGCUACACUAGAGCCAGGGAUCAAAGUAGCAGGAAAAACACAUUACGAAAACGAAGAGAACAAUAGGAAGACAAAAGAAACGUUUGAGCAAGAAAAUACAGUGCUUAAAGAAAGGCUUGCAAGUUAUGAAGCUGAAUCCAAGAAGUUGAGGGUUACACUAGAGCCAGGGAUCAAUGCACUGGUCGGAUUGGACUUGGCAAUCAGAAAGCUAGAGGACAAUGGGAAUUUCCUUACUCGCAUAUCAAAUGUGAAAAAUGGACUUGUGCUUGCAAAGAACUGGGCCUCAGGGAAGAAUAAUGAGAUAAAACAGUUAGAGAGUAACAUGAAUUCUGUGGUUGCACAACUUGAUGACAAGGAAGAGCAAGAAUUAUUGUUAAGGGAGAAGGUUUGGAACUUGGAAGCAUUGCUGCGCAAGGAAGUAGGAGAAAAGUUGAAUCUGAUAGAAGAAGUGAACCAACUCGAGAAGAGGAUCAAAGAUAAGGAUGACAAAUUGUCAGGUCUUGGAGAGGAAAAGAGGGAGGCCAUAAGGCAGCUCUGCCUCUUGAUUGAUUACCAUCGCUGCCGCUACAAUGGUCUUAAGGAAUUAAUCUCAAUUGCAAACGUUAUAAACAGAACUUGAACUCUGUCAUACACCUUUUUUUCUUUUUUCUUUUUUUAUUUGGGAAAUGAUUUUUGUACAACUUUUUAUCUCGCCUUUUUUAUAAUUUUUUUAUCUUAUUUUUUUGUAUAACUUGAAAUAUUAAUAAAAUGAUUGGUUCUUU